CCGUCCUCUGCUCGCUCACACGGCAACAACAUGCCUGCCUGGGAAGCGGCGGCUCUCGCAGAGGAGCGGGGCUGGCUCCAGGAGGAUUAUUAGCCCUGAACCAAAGGGUGGGAGUGGGGGGCAGAAAGGAAAACCAGCAAGCAGAGGAGGAGGUGGGGGGCAAGGCAGAGACUCAGCCCUGCCACCCCCCGCUUUCUCCCCACCAGAAACCAAGCUCCCAGUGCGCUGGAGGAGCCCAGAGCGAGCAGCAGCCCAGCCAGAUUGGUGUCUUGGCUGUCUAGAGUCCCAAACACUUCAGGUCCUGAUGGGGGACUCAGGAUCAAGACGUUCAACUCUAGUGUCUCGACUGCCAAUAUUCAGGAGAAGUAUUAGUCGAAGACAUGACUCCCUUCCUUCCUCACCUAGCUCCAUUAAUACUGUGGGUGUCCAUAGCUCCUCUCCCUCCAGCACCAACUCAAGCUCAGGUAGCACAGGCAAGCGAAGGAGCAUAUUCCGCACACCUUCCAUCAGCUUCCACAACAAGAAGGGGAGUGAACAGAAGUCUGAAUCUGCAAGCCAGAAUGUAAAUAUUUCAAAUGGUGCUCAGUCAACUCACAACAAUUUCCAAAAACCGAGCUUGGAAGAACAUGUUAAAAGCAGAGGGAGGCAUUCAGUUGGUUUCGGCAGUUCACGGAGCAAGAAGAUAACAAGAUCUUUGACAGAGGACUUUGAAAAGGGGAAAGAGCCAUCAAGUAAUAAGAAUGUCUUUAUAAAUUGCAUACGUUCUGGAAAAAACGAGGGCGAUGACUCUGGCUUUAUAGAGGAGCAAAGUAGACGAUCUAUUAAGGAAUCCUCACGGAAACUUCUCCCGAAAUCUUUCUCAUCACACUACAGGUUUUCAAAGCCAGUCCCCCAGAGCCAGUCAGUUUCCUGUGUACAACAGUCUGGAUGCCUGUUGGAGAUUAAACCAUAUGUUGAAAGCGACCCUGUAACAGUAAGGUCCUCUCCAUCAUGUUCUGCUGAGAUAACUGAAUGUGCAGGAAGUUCUUUGCAAUCACCUCAACUUUCUGCAGACCUCACCACAGUCCAGACCCCUUCGGAAUUUUUAGCCUUGACCGAAGAUUCUUUCUCAGAAGUUGAUGUGGUGCCCAGUAGUGGAAACACGGCACCACACACAGAGAACUUUGACAAUAAUACUUCUACCUCUCAGAUUUUCCUCAGUCCUGUUGUUGCUUAUGUGAGGAAAACAGAUCAUGUAGAAAGUACUUCCCUGUCUGCUGUUAUAUCUCCUGUGAAUCAUACAAGCUUUUGUAGUACUGAAUCAAAUACCUUACCUAAAAAUACUGCUGCUAAUCAAACACAAGUAUUAUUGCAAACUACUGAACUUCCUGUUAAAGAUGCUGGGCACAUAGGAGAAAUUAACUCAGCAGAUGCACAGUUAGAAACGUUUGUGUUACAUCAUGAAGAAAAAACAGUGGAAUGCUCUCCAAAGGCUAGUGGAUUAUGUGGGGACCAACAUCAAAUAACGUUAUCUGAGUACAUUAGAGAAACAAUUCCUGUAACUGAAUCGAAGAUUAUUCCCUCCUCCUCUGAAUCCCGAUCCUUUAAAACACAAAAGGGACAUGAAAUAAAUCACUCUAAAGUUAAUCUUGCCAGUAGUUUCAGUCCUUACCGAGAAGGCAGACUUAUAGAGAAGCGCCUGAGAUCCUCGUCAGAAGGCAAUGCUGGAAGCAGCAGGAUGAUCUUAAAACCAAAGGACGGAAACACAGAAGAUCUUCAUAGCUUGCGGAAGCAGACAGCAGGCUCGUCAUCUUCAAAAAUGAACAGCCUGGAUGUUCUGAAUAACUUGGGUUCCUGUGAGUUGGAUGAAGAUGACCUCAUGCUUGAUUUGGAAUUCCUAGAAGAGCAGCAUCACCAUCGUUCUGUUUGCCGGGAAGAUUCAUAUCAGUCCAUAGUCUCCUGUGCUGCCGUAGUACUUACACCCAUAGAACCACCUGGGGAAGCAAAGAAAAAAGAAGAGCCAAAAUUGCCUGAUGUGGCCAAACGGAACCUCUCUCUGAAAUUGUCAAAGGAGGUGGAACAAGGAGAAGCAAGAUGUCCUCGUGUCAGCCAGGUGGCCAGCAGUCCUGCUGUGGAGUGGCCUUUUGCAGGCCUGGAAGAAGGUGGAGGAAUGGAAUCUUUACCCUUCCGACUGAUGAUGCAGGACUGCACAGCUGUAAAGACGUUACUGCUGAAAAUGAAGAGGGUUCUUCAAGAGAGUGCAGAUAUGAGUCCUGCCAGUAGUACCGCUUCACUUCCCGUUAGCCCACUUACUGAAGAGCCAGUGCCUUUCAAGGAUAUAAUGAAAGAUGAAUGUUCAGUGCUGAAGUUGCAGCUGAAGGAGAGAGAUGAACUCAUUUCCCAACUACGCGAGGAUCUGGAGAAAGCCCAACAUUUACAGAAGGCUCUCGCUUCCCAAGUAGAUAAAUCCACACAGACUGAACUUGUAGGCCAUGAUGCUACAUAUCUAAACAAAGUUGUGAGCCAAAACCUCAACACAAGGGACAGAAAGUCAGCACAUACUCCCACCGAGGACCCUUUUAGAUAUUCAUUGGGCAACCAAGCAACUGCCUACGAAAGCAAAAGCUGUCAGCUGUCAAGUCUGUGUCUGAGUAACCUCCUGAAAGAUAAAGAAAUAGUGGAAGUCAUCAAGCACACAAGAGACACAUAUGAGACCCUCACUUCAGAGGUCACCCAGAAUGCUUUGGCCAGCGCUACACAAAAUACAACCAAGCCAACACCCAAGACAGAGAGCUUCCCAGGGUUGGCUGGGGCGCCGAAGGAUCAGACUGCUGUACCCCGGCAGCAUUCCACUUUCACGGGGAGAUUUGGACAGCCUCCGAGGGGACCCAUCUCCUUACACAUGUACAGCAGGAAAAAUGUUUUCCUCCACCACAACUUACACACGGCAGAGCUGCAGACUUUAGGCCAAAAAGAUGGCUAACUGAGUCCUCAUAUUCUUGGUGUAGAAAGAGAUAAAGUCAGUUAAGGGGGAACAUUGCUCAUCUAGAGCUCAGUCUUAAGUUCUCAUCUGCUGCUACCUUUAAUUUUUUAACUUUUAGCAUUGUACAUGGGCUCCAUAUUUUCCCUGUUCAGGGAGGGUGGGGAUGGGGUGGACUAGCAUGUUAACUUAAGUAACUAGAUUGAAUUGUCUUGCCGAAGUCACCAUAUGUAUAAUAAAUGGGACCAUCUUGCUGGGAUCUCUAGUCCAAAAUAGGCCCAAUAUUUUUCUCAUCUUUUUGCCUCUGUAAACCACUGACAACAUUGAAGUUUUCCAGCAGGUGAUCUCAAAUAGCAAUGUAUUUAUUUAAUAAUGUUACUGUGAAAGUAGAUGUGAGGAAUGAGUAGGUAAGUAACUAGUAAACACUCCUGAAUUGUAUAGAGACAAGGAAGAUAAUGAGACUGAAGUCUUUGAGGCACUCUCUUUGUAUCAUGUUUUUUGUUUCUUUGAACAAUGACAUUUGCUCACAUAUAAACUAGAGAUUCACUGGCUUCUGUUGUGUGAAUUUUGAGAAUGCCUCAUCACACCAGUAGAGGAAGAGACUGCUUUUAAUUUUCUUCUAAAUGUUCAGUUCACACAGGUUCACCAAGGAUUUCAGACAGAGUAAUUGGAAUUCAAAUUGAGAGUGACAGCUUUGAUCCUCCAAAAACUUUGUAUUUUACUAUUUUUGUUGUAUUAUGACGUCACAUUUUAGUGAUAUUUGUUGUACUUUCACAGAUGAACAGCACAGACUAUCAGGCUGUGUCAUCAUCUAAUGUCAUGCCACAUUCCAGUGUAUCAAACUGAAAAUGGAUGAAAGACUAAAGUAAUUCCAUUGUCUUAUCCAGUCCUUAUCGGCUGAUGUCCAAAUUACUCUAAUGUAAAUCAGCAUCAGAGGGGUAGCCGUGUUAGUCUGGAUCUGUAAAAAGCAACAGAGAGUCCUGUGGCACCUU
Messenger RNA from Malaclemys terrapin pileata, 3951 nucleotides. RefSeq names its product coiled-coil serine rich protein 1 (gene CCSER1). The record is from RefSeq and is a predicted model, not a curated record. Lineage: Eukaryota; Metazoa; Chordata; Testudines; Emydidae. The transcript has 10 exons. The coding region runs from base 305 to 2962 and encodes 885 amino acids.